Molecule: messenger RNA, 1791 nt
Organism: Mytilus trossulus (common blue mussel)
Lineage: Eukaryota; Metazoa; Mollusca; Bivalvia; Mytilida; Mytilidae
Product: N-methyl-L-tryptophan oxidase-like
Exons: 6
Coding region: 28-1326 (432 amino acids)
Molecular function (GO): flavin adenine dinucleotide binding; sarcosine oxidase activity
Source: RefSeq, a predicted model, not a curated record
UGUAAUAAUAUUUCUAAGUGAAUCAAAAUGGAGGACGAUGUGUAUGAUUUGUGUGUAGUUGGAGCUGGAAUGAUAGGGUCUGCAGUAGCAAAAUAUGCAUCAGAAUGGAGUCGUGUUUGUUUAGUUGGACCAGAAGAACCAAAGGAAAGGGAUGUUAAUUGUAAGAGAGAUAUAUUUGGAUGUCACUAUGAUGAGGGAAGAAUUGUGAGAUGUUUAGCUCAUGACCCUAUCUGGACACAGAUGGCACGUAUUUCUAUGUCAAGGUACAGACAAAUAGAAAGUGAUUCAGGAAUAGAUUUUUAUGAUGAAGUUGGAUCAUUAGUAGCAGGAGGAAAGGAUACAAAAUUUAUGAUUGACAAUGAAAUGGUUUCAAAGGAACAACAGCUGGAAAGUGAGAUACUGUCAUACGAGACACUCAAAACGAAGUUUCCACUUUUAAAUUUCUCUGACAAAGAUCACGGUUUAUAUGAAGUUCAGGCCGGACAUAUCAGUGCAAGACAUUUGGUCAGUGCUCAAAUUAAGCUAGCUAAAUCCAAGGGUUGUACAUACAUCAAUGAAAUUGUUGAAAAAGUUACUGAGAUGGAAAAAGAUGGCAAUAGUAUAAUGAAUGUUAUAACAGAAUCAGGCAAACAAGUAUUAUGCAAGAAAGUCCUACUAGCCACUGGUGCAUUUACAGCUUUCAGAAAUCUACUUCCUGUAGAUCAAGAGUUGGACGUAGGAUUGUGUCCCCUUACCACUGCUAUGAUUGAAGUAACUGCUGAUAAUUUCACGAACAUGAGAAAUUAUCCCGCUGUAAUAUAUUUCGGAAAAGGAGCCGAUAGUUGGAAGAAGGAUUACCCGCGCUCAAAAGAUGGUGACUACAACUGGUAUAUGUUGCCGCCUAUCAAAUAUCCAGAUGAGAAGUACUAUAUAAAGCUAGGACAUUUACAGCAUGCUACAUCUAAACGUUUUACCAGUAGCUUGGAAGUAAAGGAAUGGUAUUGUAGUGAUGGAGACAAAACACUCGUCAAUGAUACAGUUGAUCUUUUCAAAACUGUCGUUCAAGGAGUUAAACCGAUUUCCUACCAUGGUGAUAGCUGUGUUAUAACAACAACCCCAACUAAACGACCAUACAUAGACACAAUACAUCCACAGCUAGGUGUCGCUGUCGGUGGGAAUGCGUACGCAGCAAAAUCUAGUGACGAGAUAGGACGGAUAGCUGCUGUGAUGAUGAUGAAAAAUGAAUGGGAUUCAUCCUUAGAAAAGACAGAUUUCAAAAUAAAAGAGACAAAACGUCAAACUGACAGUUUACAUCUGCAACUGAUACUUGCGUAUGUCUUUAAAUGAAUUGAAUAAGUCAGGAAUAUGAAAGUGGUUUUACAUUCGUUUGAUGUGUUUGUGUUUUGGCUUUUUGGUUUUGUCUUUUUUAUAAAUGACUUUCCGUUUUGAAUUUUCCUUGGAGUUCGGUAUUAUUGUAUUUUACUUUCUCCACAUCAAUCAAGGAUUUCAGCAACCAUAAGCUAUUCAUUUCUGCAAGGUUUACAGCACGAUCUACUUCAACAGUGUUAUAAUCGUAACGAACAAUCGGCAUAUUGUCUUGUAUGAUCCUUGUUAUUAUCACCAGAAACCAAAAACCCGAACUUCUAUGAACUGAAAUAUCAUUUUGUUAUCAAUUUUUGCAAAUGUGUUGGUUUUUUUUAAAUUUCUACUACAUAAUGUUAAGAACCAUUAUAACGAUAUUUAAAAUAGAAAUAAAGGUUUUUUUAUCGAAAGUCUGAAAAAAUGUGUGUGUUUACAUUAUUUUGACCUUCA